UGGAUCGUUAAGGACAUGACAGGCAAACGAAUAAGAUUUGAAGGAGGGGACUGAUACGGUCAGAUUUUUAUUUUAGGGAAAUUCCUGUGGUUGCCACAUCCUUUCAGAAAGGCUGCCCGAUUUCCCCCAACCUCCCAUGUGCACAGGGGUCAUCUGGACCUAAGUGUGUCCAGCACAAGUGCAGAGAUCCCAGUUACAUCGCCCACCAGAAAAAACUGCAGGGAGCCCAGUGGAGGAUGCCAGCAGCCGGCUUGGCUCUCCAAGGGCACAUCUUAGACCCGCGUCUGAAAGGCAAAUGCUGACGCAUCCCUGCUUGGCCCCAUGGGCCUCCUUGGGUCCAGUGCUCCUACCCUGUCCUGUAACACAGCAGGCAAUAGUGCUGAAACCACCCAGGACACGCACGUUACCAGUUUAUCACGUGAGGUUUCCGCAGCUGUGGCCACCGUGGACAAAAGUGCCCUGUCUUUUACUUCCCCAGCUGAGACCGCGACCAGUGUCUCUGCUCCUGGAAUAGAGAACAGUCUGACUAUCACCACAGCCUCCAGCCCUGACAGCAGGGUGACACGUGGGGCUCCGGUGUCCUCAUCUGACCCAGAGGGCGAGCUCAGAAGCACGGCUGCCGGUGGGAACUCUGAGCCCUCCAGGGCACCCCUCUCCGGCACCCCAACAGCCGCGUCACAGACCCAGGCAGGCUCCGUUCAGGACGCGAGUGAAUCCCAGGGCACACGCUGGACAGAAACAGAUCCUGGGGGGUCCUCAAGCAUUGUGGUAACCUCUGUCAGCCCUUCCCCCACUCCGGAAGUCACUGCAAAGAGCAGCCCCUCCAAAGGAACUUCACCCCAAGAAACCUCGACAGACACACUCUUCACAGAAGCCACAGGCGGCCCAGCCACUGAUCAGCUGACUGUCCCCAGUGGGGUGGGAAACAGCAGCACCAGGAGGAGUUGGACCACAGCCCACCUCCCCACAGAACAUACGGCUUCAUCUGAGACACUCACGGGUUUGACUCAGACCAUGAGAAGUGCCCCAGUCACUCCAGCCGAGGUGGGGGCGGCUGGUAAUCCAAGUACUCCAGGAGCCACACGCUUGCCCUCCAAGACGGUCUCUUCUACUUAUCCCGAGACGUCAUCUAGAGAGACUCCAGAUUCCGGGGAGCAAAGGAGCCCAGGACUGCCUCGGUCCAACACGGAACAUCACUUUGCCUCCCCUGAGCUUGGUUCUGAGGGAGACACCACGCUAACCCCCAGUGUUUCCCUGCUGUCACCUGCUUCAGAUCUGGGUGAUAAAGUGCCAGGCUCUAGCACAUCCUCAGUGCAGACAGUUACCUCUUCCACGACCACGGGGAUCCCGGGGAGCCCAGAGAGGACGGAGCCCAACUCAGCUGUCACGUUUCCCAUAACGGCAAAUAAUCCAGCGGCAAGUGCUGGGAGGGUCAGAAGUGCCACCUCUACCCUGGCCCGUCCAUCUCCCCCAGGGGAAGAGACAGCAGGGAGCAUGCUCCCCCUCAGCACCUCCCCCGAGACCCCAGACCCUCCCAGCCUCCCCGCAGCCGGGACUUGGGCUUCGGAACCAUCGAGUGGCCCUGGAACCCUCAGCAUCACCAGUGUGUCUGGAAUGAAGACUUCAUUUUCUCCAUCCCCCUCCUCUGCGUCAGAAGAGACCAACACCCUUUUAUUUACUACUGGAGAGGAUUCAAAGAAACCUUUAAAUCCAUCUGUGUCUCCACCUGAGACCUCUGUUUCCAGAGACAAGACCACCUUGGCCUUCACCUCUGUGCCCACGCAAACCCUCUCAGCCGUGGACUCCUGGGCUACACGCUCAGGUGAGUACCCCUCAUCCCAUAUAGCGAAUGCCUUCAGGACCACAAACAGCACCUCCAUUGCACAGUCAGCCAACACCACUGUUCCUAAAACUUCUCGGUUGACGAGGACCCCUGCUUUUAUUCCUGCAGCUGCCAUGUCACAGACCAACACUGUACUUCACAGCAAUGCCUGGCUGGAGACGAGUCCCAAAUUUGCAACAAGGUCGCCUCCGGCACGAAGCACUGUGUCAGCGACUGCCCCUCUUCUUUCUGCGGCCGGCGUGGUUCCUGGAUUCAGCUCCCUAAAAACCAGCUCCACGGAAGGAGUGUCUGUGUGGCAGCCUUCAACAGACAACCCAAGAGGUCCAGCCACCGUUCCUUCCGGACCUUCCACCAGGAUGCAGCCCACAGAGGGAAAUGGUGGGGAAAGGAAGUCGGGAACAACCCACCCGCCCAUUGGAACCGCAUCUCCACCUGAGACAUCCACACAUGCCUCCCUGGCCAAGGAAAGCCGUUGGGUCUCAACGAGUGCAUCUCAGUCCACUGGUGCUUCCAGCUCAAGGACUGUACGAAGGACAAGCCACUUGGCUGGCCCCUUGUCUGGGGCCCCCUAUGAUUUGUCCUCUGGGGGGCUUACAGUUUCUGGGGAUGAAACCAGCCCACCUCUGGCUCCAGAAACAACUGCAGUUCACUCGCCUGAUAACUCGUCUUCAUCUGCUGCUUCUGUUGCCCCAGUCCCAGUGGCCACCACAUUUUUAGCCCAGAAGGUCACCGCAAGCACUGUAGCCGGCACAGCUGAGGCUAGUAAAUGGGACAUGCCCAUAUCUUCUAGGACUUCCUCAUCACUUAGCAACUCCCCAGCCAGUGCGGACACAGGGAGGGGCGUCUCUGUUCCCCUGGCUACUCCAUCGUCAGCCCCGUCAGUGGAGCCAUCAGAAGAGAGCGUUGCUACCUCUGGCACCCGCCCAGAACCAACAGACUCACCCGGCGUCCUCCUCAGAGAGGUGCAAACCAGUCCAGAGAGUCACAUGCCCCUUGUCUCACCCUCGGUGAAGGCCACCACGGCUGUAUCAAUAGCAAAAAUGGAGACUGAUGAAAUCUCUUACUCUUCUGGGUCGCCACCUGUGAUGUCACUUCCCGGAAAGAUCGGCACCAGUGGUACCGGGGCCUCCGCCACAUACGUCCCCCCUCCGGAUCCCAUGGUGACACGUUCAGCUCAGGUCUCUUCAUCCCAUUUGGUGAAGGAGCUCAGAACCACAGACACUUAUGCAAGAACAGAGUCCGCCAGCCCAGCUGCUCAUGCUGGAAGUCCUCAAAUCCCAAGGACACCCAGUCCCACUAGCCCAGACAGGAUGGCAGGGGCCAGCACAGACACAGCUGAACGCUUCACUGGAUCCCAGCGCACAGAUCCGGCAGAAAAAUCCCCUGGCUUCGGGACACGGUCAACCCUAGGACCAGUGUCUGUCGUGGCCUCUGCCUCCCCUCCCUCUGGAAGCAGCACAUUGGAACUGACCUCUGACGCCUCAGGUGAGUCCUUGACCCUGAGCGCCAGUAACGAGAGCACAAUCACUUCUUGGCUCCGGGCUCUCAGUACGUCUCUCCCCAUGGUAACGUGGCUGAGUACCAGCUCAACAGAGGAAAGGGCCUUAAAUGCUCCCGAUGCUUCAAGUCCAAGUUCAUCCAAGACAUUUGCUACAUUUACACCUUCUGUACCUUCCCAUGAACUUGCAGAUCCAGGGGUAGACACCACUGUUCUCCAAAAUACAGAUUCGACCACCGUGGGCACGGGUGGGGACUUAACUCCCCCCACAGCCACAGCCUCCCACCAGCUCAGCAUGAGUCCGUCCGCCUCGUUGAUUCAUUCACCCUCAGAUACUACAACCAUAGCUAUCACAGCCUCAGGGAUGAGGGACGGCACCGAUGUGUCUGCUUCCAGAUUUCCAGGCCUCUCCAGCAUAGAAGCCGGGCAGAGCUCAUCUCGGCCCCUCCCCAUUACCUCUCCAUCGACAGAGCCCACAUCCCCAGCAGCACUGACCACUUCAACACCCAAGAGAAGACUCACAUCAGAGGCAACAAGACCGGCCGGCUCCGUGUCUCGAGACGAGACGAGCUCACCCCCAAGGCGGACUGCAGAGGUUCAGAGUCUUGCUGCCAUGGUUAGCUCUGUGGAAACCAGCAGGAGGGUCGCUCAGACGUCUGACCAUGGAAAAACCACAGUCAAUCUGAGAACAAGUUUAGUUGCCCAGUGGAAUUCAUCUCUGCCUUUAACACACAGCACUGUGGGGGUCCCGGCUUUGUCUGAGGCCACCACUCCUGGAAGGCAACGUGGCCCCUGGUCAGAAUCAUCAGUGACCACAGAGAGAGUUGGGCCAGAACCCUCUUCUUCAGUCUCCUCUGUGUCCCCUGAGGUGGCCACUGCCUUGGGCUCUGCCCCCACAAUGCCGGAAACUGUGGGCUCCACCUCAUCCGUCCCUAAGUUUAGGGAAAUAAUUACUGAGAAGGCAUCAGCUCCCUCCCUGGCCUCUGAACUGCUGGGUGGAAGCUCUCCCCCAUCUCCCCCAGAGGCCACAUCUUCCGUGGGCACCGGGGAGGGCACAGGGACAAGUCCACUCAUGUCACAGGCCAGCUCAUCUUCCGGAAGGGAAAUCGACUCCUCUGCUUACUCAUCCUCCGGCAUCAGCCACAGUGCUGAUUCUUUUGAUCCAUCCGCCAGAGGAGUGACCGGGGCCUCUCCCCUAGACCCCACGGCCUCGAGUUGGAUCUCCUCAUCGGCACUUACUGACUUUCAGGCACAGACAAGCCAAACUUCUCCCAAGACUCUUUCCUCCUCAGGGCCAGAGCACACCAGCCUGGGAGAGGAGAGUGGCCUGGCCAGGACCUCAUCAGGAACAUUUACCUCUUCUGAAGCCAAGGGAGAGCCCUCCUGGACAUCUGUCUCUGUACCGUCAGAGGCUCCACCUGACAGAGGCACUGAUGGGACUGUGGUGUCCGUUACUCACUUCCCCACAUAUGAAAGUUCCUCAUGGCUGAACAGUGACCCUUCAACACCUGUGACAGUGGUUGAUUCUGCAGGUCCUCAGGAGUCUGUGAGAACCACCACUGGGGAGCUGAGUGAGGGGGCGUAUGGAGGCACCACGUGGUCAACGGGUGACCCCAUGUCUCUGGUGACUGCAGGCAGACUGGGUAUGUAUGAUCCUCUGUGUACAUUAUGCUUAAGAUUGGUCUCUGGACUAAAAUAAUUGAUUUCCUCAGUCCCAGGUUCUGGUACAUAAUCAAAACUUUCUGCUGUUGUACCCAGAGGCUAUUGGUAACAUUUUAAGUGGAGAUUUAUUGACUUCUAAUAUGACUUGCUUCUCCUUAGUAAUUUAUAUGUUCAAGAGCCAAUCAUUUCAGCUUUAGGAACAGAUAUAAUGUCUCUACCAAACAGCUGACCAAUUGUGAAGGGCCUUCCUAAUUCAGAUACCAUCACUAAGGUCAGGGACUGCCAAGAACAGGGA
Molecule: messenger RNA, 5298 nt
Organism: Acinonyx jubatus (cheetah)
Lineage: Eukaryota; Metazoa; Chordata; Mammalia; Carnivora; Felidae
Product: mucin-16-like
Exons: 3
Coding region: 322-5040 (1572 amino acids)
Source: RefSeq, a predicted model, not a curated record